Molecule: messenger RNA, 1038 nt
Organism: Yarrowia lipolytica CLIB122
Lineage: Eukaryota; Fungi; Ascomycota; Dipodascomycetes; Dipodascales
Biological process (GO): regulatory ncRNA-mediated heterochromatin formation; RITS complex assembly; regulation of transcription by RNA polymerase II
Cellular component (GO): SAGA complex
Source: RefSeq, a predicted model, not a curated record
AUGCUGUCGAGGCUGGUUCCACAGACUUUGCUGAAACGAGCGUUUGGAGACGAGGGCGACAAGGUGGUGCCCCAGACCAACGGCUCACAGUACAAACGACGCAAACAAGACUCCAUUCCGAAAACGGCCUCCGACAUCAGCGACUCGAUUCUGCAGUGGAACUCGCCGGCCGACUCGGAUCGGCCCUCCCUGCAUCCCAAAGACGGACUGUUGCUUGCAAGUCUCAACCCCAUCACGGCACCCUUGAGCUACCAGGUGUGCAAGCACUGCGAGCGGCCCAUCAUCGGCGACACCAACGUGCACCUACAGCGAUGCGCCGUCUACCAGGUGAGCCGGAUUCAAAAGGAGCGGGACACCAGCUCGUCUGCAAACACAACCAAGGUGUCCAAACGAUCAGCCAACACCCCAACCUCUAAGGAUACAAAGGAAGUCAAGGAGAUCAAAACCAAGAAAGAAAAGGCCGAAAAGGCACCCCCAGCUCCCCGACGAAGUAAACCUCGAGAGGCCAAAUCCAAAACAUCCACAAAGGGCAAAGUUGUGGAUGUCGACAAACAGUGCGGAGUGCCCCUGCCAAAUGGAGGACUUUGCGCACGCUCACUAACAUGCAAAACACACGCCAUGGGUGCAAAAAGAGCUGUCCAGGGAAGAUCGGCUCCUUACGAUGCUCUACUGGCCGACCUCCAACGACGUAAUCAGCUUAAACUACAGCAAAAACGAGACGGCUUAGAAGAGGAGGAGGAAUCCAGUGAACCCGUGGACCCCGAAACAGAGGUCAAAAUGGUGCUUGAAGCCGUACAGAGAUCCACACCGGUGCCGCUCGAGAGAAAAGUCCUGAUGCCUGCUCGUAUUUCUAACGGCUUUUUUCGAAUGAGAGAAAUGCUGGCAGGUGCCCUUAUCAACAACCCAGUCGCUGACCCUACACACCAACGAUCGGCUGCUGCCAUCGGAGGACUCAUUGGUCAAGCUACAGCUUUCUACGCCGGAGACCCUGGGCAGCUGUAUCAUCUCAAACCACAGUACGAAACCAAGAAAAAAUAA